This is a messenger RNA of Macrosiphum euphorbiae (potato aphid), 1002 nucleotides long. Lineage: Eukaryota; Metazoa; Arthropoda; Insecta; Hemiptera; Aphididae. The record is from the annotation of a GenBank genome assembly.
AUGGAAUUCAAUAAACCAGCACCUUUAAAAAUGACUGGAAACUUACCGCAGAACUUCAAGUUCUUAAAGCAACAAAUUGAGAUUUAUAUAACUGCUACGGAAACUGAUACCAAAUCAAAAGGAGUUCAAGUAGCCCUUUUACUGAAUCUCAUGAGAGCGGAUGCAUUAAAGGUAAAUAAUACCUUAAUUAUUGACAAAGAAAAAGAUACUGAUGUAUCCGGAAUAUUGGAGAAAUUAGAAAAAUACUGUUCACCAAGAGUAAAUGAAAUAAUGGCCCACUACAAGUUCUUUACUGCCAAACAAAAUGAAGAUCCCUUUGAUGUGUAUUCAACCCAUCUUCAAGAGUUGGUAAAACCUUGUAAUUUUGGUACAAUGGAAACCAAAUUACUCAAAACUCAAAUAGUGUUGGGAAUGCAAAGUCGUGACACAUUGGAACGGUUAUUAAGAGAAGAUAUGACAAUCGGCAAGGUAAUAGCGUUUUGUCAAUCUGUUAAAGCUUCAGAAAAGAACUGCAAAGAACUAGAGAAAACAACUGAAGUGAAUCAAAUCAAAAGGACAAAAACGACAAUCAACAACUGUACCAGGUGUGGAACAACUCACUCAAUAAAUAGAUGUCCAGCUUACGGUAAAAUGUGUAAUAAAUGCAAAUUAGCAAAUCAUUUUUCUAGUAUGUGUAAAACUAAAGCAGGCUCUGCUCCAAAAACUAAUAAGGUAAAAAAGAAGUUUAAUAACAAAAUAAGUAAAAAGUCUUCUUACAAGCAAAAUAUAAUUAAUACAGUAAAAAAUGAAUCUGAUAGUGAUAAUGAUGAAAAUUAUACUAUUGCAAUCAAUCAAAUUAAAAAUGAUGAAAUUAAAGAGAAAAAAUGGUUUCAAAAAAUUCUUGUUAAUGGUAUUGAAAUAAGUUUUCAAUUAGAUUCUGGAGCAGAGACUUACAUAUUACCGUUAAAAAUAUACAAAAAGCUUAAAAAUAAAGAGGAAAUAAAAAGAACUAAAGUAAAAUAG